Mytilus trossulus (common blue mussel) is the source of this 1909-nucleotide messenger RNA. Its product is annotated as U3 small nucleolar RNA-associated protein 6 homolog. Gene Ontology annotation, molecular function: protein binding; snoRNA binding. Gene Ontology annotation, biological process: maturation of SSU-rRNA from tricistronic rRNA transcript (SSU-rRNA, 5.8S rRNA, LSU-rRNA). The transcript is spliced from 21 exons. Gene Ontology annotation, cellular component: Pwp2p-containing subcomplex of 90S preribosome; small-subunit processome. Bases 96 to 1868 code for a protein of 590 amino acids. The record is from RefSeq and is a predicted model, not a curated record. Lineage: Eukaryota; Metazoa; Mollusca; Bivalvia; Mytilida; Mytilidae.
GUCUUUUAAAAACAAGCACGUGUUGAAAAGGACGGUGUAAACACUGACAUUAACCAGUUAUUUCUUAAAAUCAGCCUUUGUUCAGAGGUGUCACAAUGGCUGAAUAUGUCCAACAGAGUAUUGAGGAAAUGCUCCCUGAGUUGGAGCAGAUGGAAAGAGUAGGAAUUUGUACUGGAAUCGAAACUAGAAAAAUUCUAAAGAAGAGAACAAAUUAUGAGUAUAAGCUGAGACGAAGAACAAAAUGUAAGGAAGACUUUAUGCAGUACAUUAAGUAUGAAGUUGAUGUUCUAAAGCUGAUACAUACAAGGAGACAGAAAGUGAGAUACCAUCACAAAAGGACAGAAAUUGAGUAUGCCAUUACGUGUAGAAUACACAACUUAUUCAGAUUGGUAACCAAUAGAUUUCCUGAUGAUGUCAAACUAUGGCUGUCACACAUAGAAUUCUCACAAUCAAGGAAAGAGAAAGCAAAUGUUAGUAAAUUUUUCACCAAGAUGUUACAAGUUCAUAACAAGAAAUCAGAUCUGUGGAUUCUAGCUGCUAAAUGGGAAUGGGAGAACAACAACAGUCACAAUAAUGCACGACAUCUGUUACAACAGGGAAUCAGAUAUCUUAGUAACAGUCAACAGUUAUGGCUGGAGUAUUUUAGAAUGGAAUUACUUUAUGCUGAAAAGUUAAGACAGAGAAGAUCUGUAUUAGGGAUUGACGAGGAAGAGGCAGACAAAGUAUCUGAUUCUGUGUUGGAAGGAUUUGUUGCUGAAGUGGUUUACAAAAAGGCUAUAGAAGCUAUACCAGAAAAUGUAGAUUUUGUUUUGUCAUUUUUACCAAUCUGUCAACUGUUUGAUUUUACAACAAAACUACAGGAAGAUAUAUUUACAAGUCUGAGGAGGGAGUAUUCAGACAAACCACAGACCUGGGAUGCCAUAGCUAAGCAAUGUUUGUAUACUACACCAAACACAGAUGAAAAUGAAGUAAAGUUUCAUGAAGUCUAUGAAGAGGCCCUAAAAGAAAAAGUGAUCCCUAAAGAUGUGACCUGGAAGUUCUAUAUUACUGCCUGUUUGGAGUCGAUUGAAGAUGAAUCUCAAACAUUGACCGUGAAGGAAAAGAGAAUCCACAAAGUAUUGAGUCUGUUUGAAUCAGCUGCCAAGGGAGACUUCUUAUCAGACGAUCUGUAUUUAAAAUGGAUCCAAGUUUUAGUGAAUGUUGGUUUGGUGGAGACAGCACUACAGACUGUACAAAGGGCAGUUUCCCAGCAUGCAUUGAGUAUGUUACUAUGGAGACAAUAUUUACUGUUGAGCAUGAGAACACAGUGUGAUGUCACUGAAGCAAUUCUUAUAUUUAAAGAGUCACAGAAACAUGUACCUGAAAAGGAAAGUUUGGAGAUAUGGAGACUGUUAUUGGAUUUCUGUGUUACAUGUCAGUCAGAAAAAACAGAGGAAUUAUUUGAGAAAGGUAUAUGCAGCCAUAGACAGGUGGCUUUACCACUCAAAGAAUAUUACCUGCAGUGGAUGUACCUGACCAAAGGUGUACAGAAAGCCAGGACUUUAUUCCAAAGAUUGAUUCAAACGAAACCUGUUUCCUUACAGCUGUUUUAUGAAUAUAUCAAGAUAGAAAAUUCACAGGCAACUUCAAAGAUUAAGCUACUAAGAAGAGCAUAUGAAGAUGCUACAAUGGAGUUUGGAAACAGUAAUGCAGAUCUUUGGCUUGACUUCAUUAGAAUGGAGAUGACCCAUCCAAAAGGUCAACCUGAGAAUGUAGGUACUUUACACUACAGAGCUAUCCACCAGUUAGAUGGAGAAUUAAACCAGCAGUUUGUUACAGAGUUCACCUUACUGCAGACAGGUCAUGAUAUGGACACAUUGGAAAGAUAACUGUCAACAUUGAUUUUGAAAAAUAAAAGAUUUUUUUAUUA